Molecule: messenger RNA, 1938 nt
Organism: Fusarium oxysporum Fo47
Lineage: Eukaryota; Fungi; Ascomycota; Sordariomycetes; Hypocreales; Nectriaceae
Product: transcription factor domain-containing protein
Exons: 5
Coding region: 1-1938 (645 amino acids)
Biological process (GO): DNA-templated transcription; positive regulation of transcription by RNA polymerase II
Cellular component (GO): nucleus
Molecular function (GO): zinc ion binding; sequence-specific DNA binding
Source: RefSeq, a predicted model, not a curated record
AUGACUUCAACACACGACAGGGCGCCCUCCGACUCGCCAUCUAAUCGAGUUCCAGGUCAAGUAUGUGACCGUUGUCGACGUUUCUACGAGGCUGAAGGCAUUGAGCAGCGCCGUGAAACACCACCAGAUGUUUUCCAAUAUGCCACAGACACCGGCUAUAUACAGAAUGCAGCACUCGCAAUAUCUCCAACGAAUGCCAGAACUCCCCGGCCGCUUCCCUUUCAGCCGGCUGCUCAAGGAACAAUACUCCCUACUGCGCUCAGCUCAUCUGGCCAUCAAACGAGCACCACCCAGGUGAACGAGCCGGUGAUUGGUCAUAUGGGCCGUCUUGUGGCGGAUGAUCGACAAGCACCUAUGUUUGGCGGUUCAACUACAGGCGUCCACUUCAUAAGUCAAGCUGAACAGCAGCUUCAACUUCUCCACAUGCAUAAGGAUGCACUUCCCAGCUGUGCAUAUGGCCUAUACCUACAUAGUCCUUGGAAAGCUUCAGUCCACAGUUCUGCGUCGCCAGUGGUGGAUAUUAUCGCUCAACUUCCUCCGAACACAAUUGAGAUUGUGGAAGCAACUAUAGACAGAUGGACGCCAUUGUAUCCUAUUGUUCACAAGUCAUCGACAAUUGAUGCCAUCCAUGGGCUACUGAGCUCGUAUCAAAGUCGAGGCUAUGAUGUUGUUAUCCUUUACCAAACACUUGCUCUACUUGCAUUAGGAAUGAUUGGCCAGAAAGAAGAUUGUAUACAGCAGCACAAUCACUUCUUGUGUGCCUCUGAACCCUUUUACAUGAUUUCCACUACUUUGUUGGAAAGAGUUAUUGGCCAGCCAUGUUUGCAAAGCUUGCAGGGUCUAGUAAUCACACAGAUAUAUGUUCAGCUGUCAGGGCGCUAUUCCACAGCAUCCCACAUAUCUGGUCUAGCUACUCGACUGGCUCAGAAUUUGGGAUUGCAUCGACAUUCUGAUCGAUUCAAGUUUGACCCCCUCGAGACGGAACUGAGAAGGCGGGCAUGGUGGUGCCAGUAUUCCUUAGAUGCGUUCUCAAGCGCUUAUCAUGGAAUGCCCCGUCUGAUUCGUGAUCAAGAUGUUGAUACCGAUUUCCCGACAAGUGUCGAUCAUAACCUCUUGUCUCGCACUCAUGUCGAAUUCCCUUUACCGGGUGAGCGAUCACAAGUGGAUACAGCCAUUAGUCUGUUCAAGCUUGCUCGCAUUAUUGGCCGUACUCUCGAAGACCUCUACACUACAACUCGGCGCCGAGGAGGCGUUACUAAGAUUGCACGUCUACAAGCUGAGCUUAACAUGUGGGAGCGGGUUGUUCUUGAACCUGAGCUUGAAUCUGAGCCGGCCACGUCGAUGACUACCAAGUCUCUAGAGGCCACGUUUCUGAGAGUUGCACACUGCGUUGCUACAAUUCACAUACAUCGCCCGGCUUUGUCGUUUACAACUGCAGACCCCCAAUUCGUUUCAUCUCUCAAAGCAUGCGGGCAGGCUUCUGCUAAACUUGUUGAGUUAUUGUCUUCUAGUCUACGCACGCUGGGAACAAAUCAUGCCACAGGUCAAGUCAUGAUGAGCGACUGGUCAGAGACUUUGCUUGUCACACUUCUCUAUCCCAAUGGAAUACACAUGUUGUGGCAAGCAGGGCUAACAAUCCUCUUCACGGGCUGGAAAGGGUAUCCUGUAACAGUCGAUCAAGACGAGAAUCUGAUUCAAAUAUGUAUUGCAACUCUGAGGGAGUUUCAUAGGCAUACAGAUGAUGUUGGGAACCAUAUUGGCCAAUGUGCUGAUAUUUUGGAGCUACUUUGCAAGAAGGUCUUCUCUGAGUUGGAAACACUGCCUAAUCUUGAGCAGCUUCAGUGGAAUAUUUGGGAUUGGCCAAUAGCAUCAGCGCUGGAGCUUCCAUGUCUAUGGGACUGGAAGCUCAAAACUACCCUGUACUACGGGGAUCCUUGA